This is a messenger RNA of Penicillium subrubescens, 267 nucleotides long. RefSeq names its product CVNH domain-containing protein. The transcript has 2 exons. The annotation marks the transcript as partial. Lineage: Eukaryota; Fungi; Ascomycota; Eurotiomycetes; Eurotiales; Aspergillaceae. The record is from RefSeq and is a predicted model, not a curated record.
AUGGCGUUCCAUACAAACUCCAUCAAUAUCAACCUGAGAAAUCGACACACUCUCAGCUGUCACUGUCAGCGACCGAACGGAUCAUGGAGCUACUCCCAGCUUGACCUGAACCGUUGUCUGGGUAAUAAUAACGGCGACUUGAUCUGGGGAGGAGAUAGCUUUGCACAUAGCGCGACGGAGAUUCGUAUUUCUCUUGAGGGGCCCGACAAAGCUCCGUGGCUGCAUGCCGAGCUGAACGAUCAUGAUGGAACUCAUCAGUGUGCCUCA